GUGUUUCUCGCCCUUAUCACGGUCGCUCAGUCAGCGGUCUCCCCUCGAGUCAUCUUUCCUCGCCUUCCUUCGACGUCUGUUGCUCGCUCUUUGGCGCACUCCAUGGAGAGCGGCGAUUCGGGGUUGCUCGCCGGAGCGGAGAUCCACGGCUUUCGGACGUCCGCAGAUCUGGAUGUGGAUAAGUUAAUGGAAGAUGCCUCAUCAAGGUGGUUUCGGCCUAAUGAAGUUUAUGCAAUAUUGUCGAACUACACACUUUUUAAGAUACAACCUCAACCAAUUGAUAAUCCUGCAAGUGGCAGGGUAUUGCUAUUUGACCGUAAAAUGUUGAGAAAUUUUCGCAAAGAUGGUUACAACUGGAAGAAGAAAAAGGAUGGAAAGACGGUUCAAGAAGCUCAUGAAAAAUUAAAAAUUGGUAAUGAAGAAAGAAUUCAUGUUUACUAUGCACGCAGUGAGGAUGACCCUAACUUCUACCGUAGGUGCUACUGGCUACUUGAUAGGGAUUUGGAGCGUAUAGUUCUCGUACAUUAUCGUCAAACAUCAGAGGAUAAUUCAUUUCAACAUGUUCCUGCAUCAGUAGAAUGUAAAGAAGUUGUUUCGGCUACUGGUAGGGUGCAAUAUGGUUCUCCAUCAACACCAGUGAAUUCAGCUGGUGGUUCUGCCCAAUCGGAGGUGUCAGGACACACAUUUGUUUCAGAAGAAAUUAACUCAAUAGACUACAAUGUCAGCGGCAAUGGUUCUGGUAAUUGCAUUGAACUUCAGAAUCAUGAGUUGAGUCUUCAUGAGAUCAACACACUAGAAUGGGAAGAACUAGUUGGAUCUACUGCAAAUAACAAUGCACCAAUAGUUUCUCUAGGUCUAUCUAAUGUUACUUCUGGUAAUGAUCAUGGUCGUGUUGACCAAUUAAAAGAUCAGGAGAUCACAUUGGUGCCAUUCAAGACAGGAAAUCCAAAUCCUCCAGUGGCAGAAUUUAAUUUGGAUGUUGCAGUUUGCAGUGAAAAUGCAAACAUUUAUAAUGCUGAUGUCCUUCUUACUCAGAAUAGUUUUGGAAGCUGGAACUGCAUAAAUGAUGAUUCUCUUGGUUUGAUAGACGAUACGCAACUUCAACCUAAAAGUUUGACCGGUGAUGAGGCCAGUCCAAUUGCGACCUCAUUAGGAGAUCAUAUUUUUAAUGUAACUGACAUCUCACCUUGCUGGUCUUAUUGCACAGAGAAUACAAUGGUCCUAAUUGUUGGAUAUUUUGGUGAAUCAAAGAAGCACCUAAUAUCAUCAAACAUCUACUAUGUCUUAGGUGAGAUAUGUGCCAAAGCAGAGAUGGUACAUCCUGGUGUCUAUCGGUGCAUGGCAUUUCCACAGCCACCUGGUCUUGUGGAUCUUUUUUUGACUCUGGAUGGCCACACACCAAUUAGCCAAGUUUUGAGCUUUGAUUAUCGACUUUUACCUAAUACUCAAAUGGAUGGUCCAGUCACUUCAUCAGAAGACAAUUAUAACAAAUUAAAGUGGGAAGAUUACCAGGUGCAGAAGAGACUUGCCUAUUUACUGUUUACUACAUCGAACAAUAUGUCCAUUUUAUCUAGCAGGAUACCACCGAAAUCCCUGAAUGAAGCAAAAAGAUUUGCAUCACUCACCUCUCCUUUAGUUGAAAAGGAUUGGAUAAAUUUGUUAAAACUGGAUAGCGCUGAUGGGGUCUCAUCUGCAUCAACUAGAGAUGACUUACUUGAGGUGGUUUUAAGAAAUAAGUUUCAAGAGUGGCUUUUGCUAAAGGUUGCUGAAGGUUGUAAAACAACUGACCAUGACAGUCAAGGUCAGGGAGUCAUACAUUUAUGUACUAUUCUAAAUUAUACAUGGGCAAUUCGUCUAUAUUUGUUGUCAGGCUUGUCCUUGGACUUCCGGGAUAUUCAUGGUUGGACAGCAUUGCAUUGGGCUGCAUCCUUGGGAAGGGAAAAAAUGGUUGCAGCUCUUUUAUCCGCUGGAGCAAAUCCUAGCUUGGUUACAGAUCCGACUACUGAAAGCCCUGGAGGAUGGACCGCUGCUGAUCUGGCAUCAAAACAAGGUUAUGAAGGCUUGGCAGCAUAUCUUGCAGAAAAAGGACUAUCUGCACAUUUUGAGGCUAUGUCAUUGUCAGGGAACAUAACUACUCAAGGAAGAUCUAUAUCAGUUACCAUAGAUAACUCUGAGAACCUUAGCGAGCCAGAACUAUGCCUGAAAGAAUCAUUAGCAGCAUACAGGAAUGCUGCUGAUGCAGCUGAUCGUAUACAAUCCGCAAUGAGGGAGCGUGCCCUAAAGUUUCAAACAAAAGCAGUUCAGUUGGUCAAACCUGAGAUGGAAGCAACCCAGAUAAUUGCUGCUCUGAAGAUCCAGCAUGCCUUUCAUAAUUAUAACAGACGAAAGCUGAUGAAGGCUGCUGCACGCAUACAAAGCCAUUUCCGCACUUGGAAGACACGGAGGGAUUAUAUUAACAUGCGUAGAAAGGCUAUUAAGAUACAAGCUACCUUCAGAGGGCAUCAAGUGAGGAAACAAUACCGCAAAAUUGUUUGGUCAGUAGGAGUACUUGAGAAAGCAGUCCUUCGUUGGCGGUUGAAGAGAAAAGGUCUCCGUGGCAUUCAAGUUGAAGCCACAAAAACAAUGAAAGUGGAUACGAUGCCAGAAAGCACUGGAGAGGAGGAUUUUUUUCGAAUCAGUAGGAAACAAGCUGAAGAACGGGUGCAGAGAUCAGUUGUACGAGUCCAAGCCAUGUUUCGCUCAUAUCGAGCACAGCAAGAGUACCGAAGAAUGAAGAUGGCACACGAGCAGGCUGAGUUGGAGUUCUGUGACGUCGAUCAACUCCGGUAGGAAGUGACGCAGCAGCUUCUUAGGGGAAGUUUUCUUGGCAUGUUUCCUCUGUACAAAUUCGUCUGGCUCUUCAUGUUUAACUAGGUGUUCAGAUAUGUUGUUUGCACCAGUUAACUUGAAGCUAGGGUUGUUUCUUCUAAUUAACCCAUGUGUAGCAUCAACACUGGCAUGAUAUUUCUGCAGUGAUGCCAGGCAAUUGUGGGAGUUCCAUCAUGAGUGAUCAUGCUGCAACAGAAGCAGUUUCCUUUCUUUUUUAGUUGUUGGAAAUGCCCUACCUAAUUGUGUAUGUAAUGCGUUUUUAACUUUUAAAUUAGAGGGCAGCAACAUGUUUGAGUUUAAAUUAGAUGUAAAAUUUUACUCUCUUAUGAUGUUGAAGUUCGAAAUGGGUGUAUAUGAGCCUACAUUAUAUAUAA
Molecule: messenger RNA, 3242 nt
Organism: Musa acuminata subsp. malaccensis (wild Malaysian banana)
Lineage: Eukaryota; Viridiplantae; Streptophyta; Magnoliopsida; Zingiberales; Musaceae
Product: calmodulin-binding transcription activator CBT
Biological process (GO): regulation of transcription by RNA polymerase II
Cellular component (GO): nucleus
Molecular function (GO): protein binding; transcription coregulator activity; double-stranded DNA binding
Source: RefSeq, a predicted model, not a curated record